Vitis riparia (riverbank grape) is the source of this 2128-nucleotide messenger RNA. RefSeq names its product inorganic phosphate transporter 1-4-like. Gene Ontology annotation, molecular function: phosphate transmembrane transporter activity. Gene Ontology annotation, cellular component: membrane. The coding region runs from base 400 to 2010 and encodes 536 amino acids. The record is from RefSeq and is a predicted model, not a curated record. The transcript has 3 exons. Lineage: Eukaryota; Viridiplantae; Streptophyta; Magnoliopsida; Vitales; Vitaceae. Gene Ontology annotation, biological process: transmembrane transport; phosphate ion transport.
GUCCAGAGGAGUGACGAGACCGGGUAGGAAGAUGAGUUGGAGUAGAAUUGGAAUUUUGAAUUUCGAAAAGGUGGUAACUGUUAGAAGGGUAAUAGUGUGUUGGACUGGUAAUUUGUGAUUCUUUGGGAGUUUCAGAGAGAUAGGAUUGUUUGGAGUUAAAUACGCGAUCACCCCCCUCCCGUUCUCCCUGUCUUUCCAUACUUGUCACACAACUCACAGUUUCGCAUACAUGCACCCUCUCUUAUCCUAUUUGCUCUGUAACGCAGGCUAGUGGUAGUACUUGUACCACCGUCUCCUUCUAUUCUCCUUCUGGACCGCUGGCAGGGACUCUGGUUUGUUUCAUCAUCUCGGGUAUACUCUAUUCAUCCUUGUUUCUCAGGGAAGGUUUGAAGACUAGCCAUGGCCAAGAAUCAAUUGCAAGUUCUUAACGCACUUGAUGUAGCCAAAACACAAUGGUAUCAUUUCACGGCGAUUGUCAUUGCUGGAAUGGGCUUCUUCACUGAUGCAUAUGAUCUCUUUUGUAUAUCAUUGGUCACAAAAUUGUUGGGUCGCAUAUACUACCAUUCUCCUGGGGAUGCUAAGCCCGGAACUUUGCCUCCAAAUGUGUCGGCUGCAGUUAACGGUGUUGCGUUCUGCGGUACUCUUGCUGGACAGCUCUUUUUUGGAUGGCUCGGUGACAAAAUGGGCAGAAAACGUGUGUAUGGCAUGACCCUCAUGCUCAUGGUCAUAUGCUCAGUUGCCUCUGGCCUUUCCUUUGGCCAUGAAGCGAAAGGUGUUAUGGCCACUCUGUGCUUCUUCAGGUUCUGGCUGGGCUUUGGCAUAGGUGGAGACUACCCGCUUUCUGCCACUAUUAUGUCUGAGUAUGCUAAUAAAAAGACUCGUGGAGCCUUCAUUGCUGCAGUUUUUGCCAUGCAAGGUUUUGGGAUUUUAACUGGUGGAAUCUUUGCAAUUAUAAUUUCUGCCUCGUUUAAGGCUGCAUUUCCUUCUCCAACUUAUGAAAUUGAUCCAGUUGGGUCUACUGUUCCACAAGCUGAUUUUGUUUGGCGGAUAAUUCUCAUGUUUGGCGCCUUGCCGGCUGCUCUUACUUAUUACUGGCGCAUGAAGAUGCCAGAGACUGCUCGUUACACAGCCUUGGUUGCCAAGAAUGCGAAGAAGGCUGCAGCAGAUAUGUCUAAAGUUCUCCAGGUUGAUCUAGAAGCAGAACAAGAGAAAGUUGAGUCGAUCCAACGGCAAGGUAAAGAUUUUGGGUUGUUCACCAAGCAGUUUCUUCGUCGCCAUGGACUUCACUUGCUUGGGACCACUAGCACAUGGUUCUUGUUGGACAUCGCCUUCUACAGUCAGAAUCUGUUUCAAAAGGACAUCUUCAGUGCCAUUGGGUGGAUUCCUGCGGCCAAAACCAUGAGUGCCCUUGAAGAGGUUUACAAAAUUGCAAGGGCCCAAACUCUCAUAGCCCUCUGCAGCACUGUUCCUGGGUACUGGUUCACAGUAGCGUUAAUCGACAAGAUGGGAAGAUUUGCCAUCCAAUUGAUGGGCUUCUUCUUUAUGACCGUCUUCAUGUUUGCCCUGGCUAUACCUUACAAUCACUGGACCCAUAAAGAAAACCGAAUUGGGUUCGUGGUGAUGUACUCUCUCACAUUCUUCUUCGCAAAUUUUGGUCCAAAUGCCACCACAUUUGUUGUGCCAGCCGAGAUUUUCCCUGCAAGGCUACGCUCCACAUGCCAUGGAAUAUCAGCAGCGGCUGGGAAGGCAGGGGCCAUAGUUGGUGCCUUUGGCUUCUUGUAUGCUGCUCAGAGCCAGGACAAGUCUAAGGUAGAUAAAGGGUACCCAACCGGUAUUGGUGUAAAAAAUUCACUCAUAGUUCUGGGUGUCGUCAACUUUCUGGGAAUGUUAUUUACCUUCUUGGUGCCCGAGUCCAAGGGAAAGUCACUAGAGGAAAUGUCUGGUGAGAACGAAGAAGAAGAGAGUCCGUCGGAGGAGUCAAGACAGCAGGCUAGGACUGUUCCAGUUUAAUUAGACCUUUUAUAUUAAUGUAAUCAUUUCCUGUAAUAUGGGGAAUUUACUUAGAUAUAUUUUGUCUUUAAUGUGUUUUAUCACAUAAAUAAACUUUUAUCCAUGCUGCUUUAUCACA